UGAAGGAAAGAGAGGGGCCUCUUUUUAGGGAUUUUUGGGGCGAUCGAGCGGCCUAGGCGCCAAUGCAGGCCGCUAGCACCGCCUCGGGAUCGCGAUUCUUGGAGCUGCGAUGGAAGGCGAGCAAGGAUGCGCUGGUUCCUGCCGCUGCGCUGCCGAAAAUCUCCAAGAAGCCGAAGGUCUCCGUGUCAUGCAGCUCUGAUUUCUUUCUUUCGGGGCGCGCGAUCGCCAAUGCUGGAGCUCCGGCUGCCGCUGCGAGGAACGGAAGCUGUCGUGGGGAUGGAGAUCGCUCGAGGAAGGUCUGCAUUGUGUGGUUUAAGAAAGACCUUCGCAUGGAUGAUCAUCCGGGGCUGGUUGCCGCCGCGUCCUCGGGAUAUGACGCUGUGAUCCCGCUCUUUGUCUUCGACCCCAUGCUGUUUCGAGGAUGGUCUCAAGACUUUGUGGAGGCGCUCGUGGAGGCGGUGGCCGACUUGAAGCUAGCUCUCCAAGCUGCUGGAUCCGAUCUCGCUAUUAGAGUUGGAAGUGCGCAAGAUGUCAUGUACAAACUAGUCCAUCAGGUCAACCCUCGCGAUGUUUUCACGGAAGAUGAGAUCGAGGAAGGGCCGAGAAAGAUUGUGUGUGAUACAUGGAGCGUUUUGAAAGCAAAAUGCCAGAACGAGCCUGCUUUAAGACAGUGGACAGCAUCACUUCAUGAAAACCAGGACCUGGAAUUCAUUUCCGACGACUAUAGGAAGUACAAAGCCAUGCAAUAUUCUCUGGUUUCUCCUUUAGGGGCGCCUUCACUAUUGCCACCACUUCCAGGAGAUGUGAACAAAGGGAGCAUUCCGGCAGUUGAAGACUUUAUUCUUCUCGUUAAUCAGUCUCAGCUAACAAUUCUGAAGGAAAAGGACGCAGGGGAGACUCUUAUGUAUCUCCAAAGAAGUUCGAGGACAACGAGGAGGCGGCCAUUGUGGCUCAGGAAACUUAAUGCGUGGUUUCCGAAGGUUAUGGCAAACAACCUAUCAGGUGUCGAACACGACGUUUUCGUAGGAUGCGGUGCUACCGACGCUCUACACGCUCUAAGAGCCUUCCUGCAAUUUCCACAGCCUUCAACAUACAAUCGGAGGAUGACGCAGCACUUGCAGAGAAAAAAAGACGUAUCAUUCCGGUCGACCUUUGGCAAAGUGUUAGCCCUGGGGACAAUAUCAUUGAGAAGAAUGCAUCACGAAGCUCUGCUGUAUAGCACGAGCAAAUGGGUUUCAUCUCAAACAGUCACAACUGCGAUAGACGAAGUAAAACUCAUCGAGUGGUACAGCUUACUUCAAAGGAAAACACAAUUGCAGGAGGCUCGAAAUGGCUGGCAAGUGAAGACUUGGAAAUGGCGAGGUUUUCUUAUACAGUAUACUACAUGUGGUGACGAAGGCCCCGCGGUGGUCUUAGUUCACGGCUUUGGAGCUUUUUGGCAGCAUUAUCGGGACAACAUCAGAGAGCUCGCAGGGAAUAAAAACCGAGUCUGGGCCAUUACAAUGCUGGGUUUCGGAAGAUCAGAAAAACCAGGCAUUAUUUAUACAGAGCUAUUGUGGGCUGAGCUCCUGAGAGAUUUUAUCGCCGAGGUUGUUGGCGAACCUGUUGUACUCGUGGGAAAUUCUUUGGGAGGAUAUAUCGCAACUAUGGUAGCUGGCUUUUGGUCUUCUUUAGUAAAGUCGCUUGUGCUGCUAAAUACUGCUGGCAUUGUGGAUCCCAAUUAUGAAUUUGUCGCUAAAGCUGUAAAGAGAAAAGGUAUUCCUCGGGCAAGCUUACAAGUUCUACUUUUUUUUCUGCAGCAGCAAUGUGCUUCGGCUUUCAAGCUUUGUUAUCCUUCCCACAGCGAAAGAGUUGACGAGUGCAUUCUUGGCGAAGCUCUAAGAGCAUCAUUUGAUCCAGGGGCAACAUCUGUACUCGAAAGCAUGUUCUACUUGCGCUUGCCUCUGCCUCUUAACUUUUUGCUUAAUCAGUACGAAGGAAAAACGCUGAUUGUACAGGGAAUCUUUGAUCCGCUGCAAAACGCCUUUAGAAAAGCUCGGGCUCUACAAGCAUGCUCCAAAGACAUCACAGUGAGCAUCGUGAAUGCUGGCCAUUGUCCGCAUGAUGAAGUUCCGGAAGAAGUGAACAGGAUUAUCAGCGGGUGGGUUAAGGAUACAAGUUCGAAGCCAGUAGAUGGACGUGCCAUUACAGGCACGAGAAGAUUCACUCGAACAGAUGUACAACUGGAAGAAGAAUAAUGGAAGGAAGGUUCGAAUAGCUCAAGGUACUCAAUCGAGAUUCGAGAACUUCUAACUACGUAAACAGAUACUCCCGAGAGAGGUGACCAACUAGUUCGUGCUUCCUUGGGCCUUAUCCGUGUUAUUACUUUCAUCACUUUAGUGCUGGCGGGGACCUGCACAAACGUUGAGUGGGUGUCCUUUGGCACAUAAGCUACGUGGGCUGGAGAAUCUUUUGAAUUAUUGGAAUCCCGGAUAGAGUCAGAGGAUUCUACCAACAUGCUGGAGGCAACUAGCAUCAAUGGAUAUGCUCAACUGCGUGCAUCGCAUUUCUCCACUCGGGGAUACUGUUCGACCUGUCUGAAUGGUAGACAUUGACGUCGCGAAACGAGUUGCGGACUAGACAAUAGAUUCCUUGUUUCUGGCCUCACUUCUUGUUCACAGGUCUUUCUUGCUUGAUCCCAUAUGGAACACGAAAUCUCCAACUUUUAUGUCGGAGGUACCGCGUGCUACUACGAAAAGCCAUCACUUUCAAACCUCGAGACAGCAAAGAACCUGUUUCAGCAGCUCCUGGUAAGCCGGAGUGUCGCGGCCGAAGCAAGUAAGAUAUGGAACAACCUGGGCUUCUCUCUGAAAACAAUCGUUGACGGAGAAAUGGAGUUCGCAGUUGUCUCAGAGUCUCCAAAGCACAGGGGACAAGGGAACGGUUUCUACGUCGUGAAGCUUCUUCCGAAGAAACGCCAACCAAAUGCCACGGCGCAGGGGAAUAUCGUUCUACAAGCCAUGCACACUCCUUCGGAUCUUCACAUCCACAAGGUGGCAUUCAAGCUGCUCAUGGAAAGCAGCCUCUUCAUAGCAGCGGCCUGGAACACCACGCACAGGAGAAACGUCGACCUUGGCAAAGAAGCCAUGUCAUAUUUCAACUCGUUCACGGCUGCUGUGGCGAGAAGCUUCCCGAAGCCGAGAAUCAUCCAGCUCCAUGCCUUCGACGCGACCUCUCACAAGAUCAAGGGAGACAUGAUACUCAGCUCCUCCAAAUCACAGGCCUCGGUCGGCGAUGACGAGCAGUAUCAGAGAGUCGUGUCCCGGAUGAGAGCAGAGCUGGCGAAGUUCGUGAUCCUUCACUUCCCAAAGGAUGUCAAAGAGCUGGGUGGUACUCUCAACAUAAACGCCAAAGUUUUCUACGAGAACAAUCCCAGGGGGCUCUUCUUCCACGUCGAGAUGAGCAUGCCUCUGCGGCUGGAUAUGAGAGACAAGCCGGAGGCAAGGAGCGGCUUCAUCCGAAGCUUUCUCUAACACGAAGCCAGCUGGAAGAAUCAUCUUGUAAGCAAUUUGGUCAACAUUUUCGUUGGCCAAUCUAAAAUCACGUGUCCAAGGUUGAUUUUCCUUUCGUUCCUUGUUUUUGUUUGCACUUAUGCAGUACGAGCACGGACCGAGCUAAAGCAUCUUGCUCGAGAACGAAAAUGC
Selaginella moellendorffii is the source of this 3683-nucleotide messenger RNA. RefSeq lists its product as uncharacterized. The record is from RefSeq and is a predicted model, not a curated record. NCBI's taxonomy places the organism in Eukaryota, Viridiplantae, Streptophyta, Lycopodiopsida, Selaginellales, Selaginellaceae. The transcript is spliced from 19 exons. Bases 63 to 2237 code for a protein of 724 amino acids.